UAGCGAAUAUGGCUGAGAACAAUGGCAAUGAUUGUUGAGGUAGCUUUGCGUUCUGCUGCUGUGUCAACCUGUCAACAGAGACGGUAUCUCUGAUCCGGGACGAGUCGCGCGCGACCGCUUGGCGUAGCGUAUAUUAUGGCAACUGCUAUUCAAGAAAAUGGCAUGAAACCAUUAACUAAUAAAUCAUUGAAUCAUGUAGAGGAUGUUAAUAAUUUGGACAAUCCGGAGGAAAAAGACAAUAGAUUGUUUGAUGGGCAACUUCAACCAUAUAUGGAUCAUGCCGAAGUUCAUGAAGAACCUCCUGAGCUCGAUAUCGUUAUUAAUAAUGUAGUUUGUAGUUUUAGUGUAAGGUGUCAUCUAAAUUUGCGAGAAAUAGCACUCAAUGGAUCCAAUGUUGAAUACAGACGAGAAAAUGGGAUGAUAACAAUGAAAUUAAGGAGACCAUAUACCACUGCAUCUAUCUGGUCAUCUGGCAAAGUAACUUGCACUGGAGCAACCAGUGAGAUACAAGCGAAAAUUGCAGCGCGUAGGUUCGCUCGUUCUCUUCAAAAGCUUGGAUUCAAAGUAAGAUUUAAUAACUAUAGGGUGGUGAACGUACUAGGUACUUGUUGUAUGCCAUUUGCAAUCAAGAUAACAUUAUUUUCGGUGCAUCACAAAGAAAAUGCAGAUUACGAGCCGGAAUUACAUCCUGGUGUUACAUAUAAAUUAAAGGAACUAAAAGCCACUCUGAAGAUAUUUUCUACAGGAAGUGUUACUGUGACAGCACCUAAUGUUGCUGCAGUUCAAGCGGCAAUUGAACAUAUUUAUCCACUAGUCUAUGAAUUUCGUAAGGAGCGAUCGCCAGAAGAUGAACUUGCGUUAACAACGAAAAAACGCAAGUUAGCUUCGAAUAAGAAAAAAUUGGACGAGUUCCUAGAAGAAGAACCGGAUUUUUCGUACGAAAGUAUGAUCUCCGAUGCGGAAGACGCGCUCGAUGAAGAUAGUGACGGAAGUUGGGACUGAUCUGUUUUAUUUUAUCACCGUACUGUUAACUGUUAUCUAUAUCGUUCUUUUGAUAAUAAAUGCAUAUACUGCUCUAUGUACAAAAGUGUUAUUGCUAAAAGUGAAGUGAAGCAUAAAUUCGUUUUUAUAGUGCAAGAACUGCAAGUGUGUAAGUGUCAGGGACAAAAUAAUAUAGA
Molecule: messenger RNA, 1178 nt
Organism: Camponotus floridanus (Florida carpenter ant)
Lineage: Eukaryota; Metazoa; Arthropoda; Insecta; Hymenoptera; Formicidae
Gene: Trf2
Product: TATA box-binding protein-like protein 1
Exons: 5
Coding region: 136-1002 (288 amino acids)
Biological process (GO): DNA-templated transcription initiation
Molecular function (GO): DNA binding; general transcription initiation factor activity
Source: RefSeq, a predicted model, not a curated record